GUGCUGGUCCUCAUCAUGGAUUUUUCUCUCUACCUCCUGAUUUUGCUCGCUCUCCUCUCUCAGUGCACAGCUCAGUGGUGUUACCAGAGCCAGUACUCCUGUGAUGACACAUGCAGAGACCCUAGCCACUGGGCAGCUCAGUUUCCCAGCUGUGGAGGAUUACGCCAAUCACCAAUUAACAUCGUCACCAGCAAAGUGCAUGUCAACAGCGCCCUGCCACCCUUCGACUUCAUUGGUCACACCAACAGAAUCAAUAUUACAGUGGAAAACAAAGGACACUCUGCUCACUUUGCUCUGCCGCAGUCAGUCCGACUGACUGGAGGAGCUCUGCCUGGUCUCUACAGAGCCGCCCAGUUUCACUUCCACUGGGGAGGGAACGGCAGACCAGGAUCAGAGCACACCAUCGAUGGAGAGAGAUUCCCCAUGGAGCUGCACAUAGUCCACAUCAAGGAACCAUACGGCUCUCUGGCAGAGGCAGAACACGAUAUGGCGGGUAUAGCUCUGCUCGCCUUCCUGUUUGAGGAAACAACAGACGAUCAUCCUCAUUUGGACACAGUAAUAGCUGCUUUGGGCCAAGUACAGAACAAUGGCAGCACUACAGUGAUCCCAAACUUUCGACUCAGUGACAUUAUCCCAGCUGCCAAGGACCUCCACAGUUACUAUCGCUAUGUGGGCUCCAUGACAACACCAGGAUGUGAACAGGCAGUUGCCUGGACACUGUUUCACCAGACUUUGUCCAUCAGCAGUCGACAGCUGGAUGAAAUCGCUAAGAAGUGUCGAUUUUGGACGGGACAGCCAAUGAUCGACAUCUUCAGACCUACGCAGCCUCUGGAUGGCAGAGUCGUGUACCGGUCCGAGGCUGGCGCAGCUCUGACGAGUGCGAUCCACUUGUGGUUUGGUGUUUUCUCAGUUGUGCUCGGAACAACGGGUCUGAUACACUGACUCAGCACAUGAAAACAUCUGAUUUAAAUGACAAAAGCUACUGUAUAUAUAAAGGCAACUUUUACCUGUGUUAUAGUAAGUAACAGAUAAUCAUGUUUAUGGUUAUUCAUUAAACAAAAUGUCAACUGCGUUUGCACAUAAACUAUGACCUGCUACAUUAACCAUAACUGCUGUGACAGUCAGAGAAGUUAUUGUACUUUUUUUUGCUGUAUUUUUCCACAACUUUGUUCGGUGUAGUUUGUCCCAUUUAAGACUCCAGAGAGCUUUCACGUGAGCAGCAUUUCUGUGUACAUUCUGUGUACUACUGUACAUUUAUUUAAGAAUUGUAAUUUUGCCUGACAAAUGACCAGAGAUGAAGUUGGUAUUUUUGCUACUUGUGUGUGCAGGUGUGGAUCGCCUCUUCAAAUGAUCAAAUAGCUGAUAGUGAAUCUGUAAUCUCAGUUUUGAAUUAGUUAAUUGUCUAUCAAGCUCACCUCUGGAUAGUGCUCAGUCUCCAGCAGCACGUAGAGAUCUUUACCUCAGCAGGCUCAGUCUUUUAUUCUAACUUUCCUUAUUUUUGUUGCCAUUAGGGGUCAAUAUUUUAUAUUCUCAAAGUAUAGCUUCAAGUGAAAUCUAGUUAAAUGUAUUUUCCAAUAAGAUAAUAGUGUAAUGAAAGAAAAACGUAGAAUUAGGAGUUUAUAGUCACUUUUGUCUUUGUUACAAUCACAAAUUGAGAGACAUUCCUUAUACAUCAACUGCUAUUUUGUUUCUUGAUCUUUGUCAUUUAUAUUGUGUUAUAAAGGAUUAUCAAUGAUAUUUUAAUAAUUAAUUUCACAUUAGGGAUGCUCCAUUUGGGCCAAUAAUGAUUACUGAUUUCAUUACAAUAGAACCUAAAACUGA
Molecule: messenger RNA, 1821 nt
Organism: Thunnus maccoyii (southern bluefin tuna)
Lineage: Eukaryota; Metazoa; Chordata; Actinopteri; Scombriformes; Scombridae
Gene: ca4c
Product: carbonic anhydrase IV c
Exons: 8
Coding region: 16-942 (308 amino acids)
Cellular component (GO): plasma membrane
Molecular function (GO): zinc ion binding; carbonate dehydratase activity
Source: RefSeq, a predicted model, not a curated record